GCCGCUCGCCGCGCCGCGCCUCUGGCAGCCCGGCAGCAUGGCGGCGGUGGAGACCCGCGUCUGCGAGACGGCCGGCUGCAGCAGCGAGGCCAAAUUGCAGUGCCCGACCUGCCUCAAGCUGGGUAUUCAAGGUUCCUACUUCUGCUCUCAGGAAUGCUUUAAGGGAAGCUGGGCCACUCACAAGUUACUACACAAGAAAGCAAAAGAUGAAAAAGCUAAGCGAGAAGUUUCCUCCUGGACCCUAGAAGGUGACGUUAACACAAAUCCCUGGUCUGGUUAUCGAUAUACUGGUAAACUCAGGCCACACUAUCCACUGACACCAACGAGACCUGUCCCAAGUUACAUUCAGAGACCGGAUUAUGCUGAUCACCCACUAGGAAUGUCUGAAUCAGAACAGGCUUUAAAAGGAACCUCUCAAAUAAAAAUACUCUCAUCUGAAGAUAUAGAAGGGAUGCGAGUAGUGUGUAGGCUUGCUAGAGAAGUGUUGGAUGUUGCUGCCAUGAUGGUGAAAGCAGGUGUAACUACUGAAGAAAUUGAUCACGCUGUCCAUUUAGCCUGUAUUGCAAGAAAUUGCUACCCUUCCCCUCUGAAUUAUUAUAACUUCCCUAAGUCGUGUUGUACAUCAGUGAAUGAAGUGAUCUGUCAUGGAAUCCCUGACAGGAGGCCAUUGCAGGAGGGAGAUAUUGUUAAUGUGGAUAUUACUGUCUACCGUAAUGGCUACCAUGGAGAUCUGAACGAGACGUUCUAUGUUGGAGAGGUUGAUGAGGGUGCAAGGAGGCUUGUCCAAACAACUUAUGAGUGCCUAAUGCAAGCCAUCGAUGCAGUAAAACCUGGUGUUCGGUACAGAGAGCUGGGAAACAUCAUUCAGAAGCAUGCUCAAGCAAAUGGAUUUUCAGUGGUUCGCAGUUACUGUGGGCAUGGAAUCCAUAAACUUUUCCAUACAGCUCCUAACGUGCCACAUUAUGCCAAAAACAAAGCAGUUGGAGUAAUGAAGCCAGGUCAUGUAUUCACAAUUGAACCAAUGAUCUGUGAGGGUGGCUGGCAGGAUGAAACGUGGCCCGAUGGUUGGACGGCAGUGACAAGAGACGGGAAGCGAUCUGCCCAGUUUGAGCACACGCUGCUGGUCACCGAUACAGGCUGUGAGAUCUUGACCCGGCGGCUAGAUAGCAUUCGCCCCCACUUCAUGACUCAGUGAUAGUCAGGACUGAGCAGGUGUACCUGAAUUAUACUUUUAAAAGAUUUUUCUUCUUUUUUUUUUUGGUCUCUGUACUAUGCAUUUUUUUAAAGAGUACAGAAUAGAGAGAUUUCAAUCACUUGCUUUGUUCUCGGUGAUUGGUAGGUAAGAGGAAUACCUUGAAGAACCUGACCCAGUAUCUGGAAAAGCAGAGAGGGAUUUAAAGAAUUUCCUUCUACCUACAGCACUCAUACUGUGGUUUUCUUUUUCCUUCGGUUCUCUCUUUGGCACCUUUCUUUCAAUUAGACCCACAAUUGCUUCUGUUGCCGUGAUGGUAUUAGCUAGUAAAGUUUGGGUAACCUUUCCCACUGGGAUUUGGUAUUUUGGGAUCCUUUUUUUUUUUUCACUACUUCAGUGUGCCCUGUUGCUCUUGGUAUGUGAGUGGCACCUGAGAUUUUAAGCAUUUCUGGUUCCAAAGACUUGCUCUUGCUUCUGCAGAUCUGGUUCUAAUGGGCUGGGCCUUGUUUGUUUAUCAGUUGAGAAGGGGGCAGAAGGAAAAAGAUGUGCACGUUGCCAAGAAUAGGCUACCCUUGCCUUUAAUUCUGUCCUCUUCUCUCUGCUGCUGACCUCCAGUGGUGGUGACCAUAGGUGACACACUGUAUUAAUGGCAGGACUUGUUACUUUUGCUGGAGAUUUGAUAAUAUGGGCUUCCUACAGGGAAAAUUAGUAAUUUCUGUCUUAUAUACAGCUCCCUGGAAUGAGGUGCUUCUUGGUAAAGCAGUUUUGCAGGCAGUUUCCUGCUCCAGAAAGCUUGGUGAAGCUGGUGUAUCAGAAUUGCCCAGGUAAAGAAAUGAAACAAGAACCAAAAAGAUGUCAUGAUUCAUGGGGUCCCUGCAUGUGUUAACUGUGGGACAUUUUUUAAAGGUACAUCCACAGUACCUGUAUGGGGGUUUGGAUUUGCAAUACAAAUAGAAAUAAGUAUGUAUCUCAAAACAAGUUGGAGAAUGACAGAACACCUUCAAUGCUGUCUGUAAUUGUUUUCUUUUGGUCAUUUUUACACAGCUAAUUUCCCCCUGCCCCCAUCAGCUAAGUGAGUUUCAUGCUUUGGAAAAGUCGUAGAGGGGUAGGUUUGAGAACUGAUCUUUCUUCCUCAGACUGGGUGUAGAGUGGGCAGAAUUAGCAUAUAUACCUAUUUUCUGUUAAUGGGUCACAAGUUGGAAACUAUCACCUUAAGGAGUGUGGAUUGACUGAGCCUCUCUUCACACUGCCCUUUCUUUUCCUGUGCUCACUUCCUUUCUAUAGUCCUUGGUGUCUCCGCUGAGGGAAUUUAUUUUUUCUUCUGAACUGUAGUGAAAAAAUUUCAGACUCCAGUGCAGACUUAGUCUUACAUCACUGUAAUGCAAGAAACAGUUAAACCAAUGCAGACAUCAAAUCAUAACAAUCAUGGGCAUCAAACACACCUUAUACAAGGUGUCUGGUGAAUUUGUUGCCACCCAAGCAUACAAAGUACUGCAUACCCUUGACUCCCCUUGGCACUGCAGAAUUUAGGUGGGAGAAAGGGGUUAGUGCUUCACAGCACUGGACUCAUGUACUACCAAAUACCAAAUUUGCCAGCAAAUGUCUUCUGUGCCCUGAGUGCCUCAAACCUCUCUAUUGCUCAGAGUAUUAUUGCAAUGCUUUUCAUUUUUUUUAAUUAUGCAGUAAGGUGACCUGAAACAGGCAUAGAGAAGUGUGUGUGCACAUGUGUAUGUGUGGGUAGAUUUUAACAAACCAGACUGUAGUGCUGGGGUGGAGUUGCCUGUGCUGAAUGAGAUGUAAUGUAUCAAGAUGACUGCCCUGGAGGUUUGCCCACCAUAUCAUUCACUUGAAUGGUUACAGUGGUCUUGCCUUUUCUCUAUGUGUGUGUAUGACUGGGGAGAGGGCUUCAGUUUUGGUCUACGAAAUAAAAGUUGCAGCUGCUUUUAACAGAA
Messenger RNA from Pogoniulus pusillus (Red-fronted tinkerbird), 3144 nucleotides. It is a transcript of the gene METAP1, whose product is annotated as methionyl aminopeptidase 1. Gene Ontology annotation, molecular function: metalloaminopeptidase activity. The record is from RefSeq and is a predicted model, not a curated record. Lineage: Eukaryota; Metazoa; Chordata; Aves; Piciformes; Lybiidae. Gene Ontology annotation, cellular component: cytosol. Gene Ontology annotation, biological process: proteolysis. The transcript is spliced from 11 exons. Bases 38 to 1195 code for a protein of 385 amino acids.